Gavia stellata (red-throated loon) is the source of this 634-nucleotide messenger RNA. It is a transcript of the gene GNG2, whose product is annotated as G protein subunit gamma 2. Gene Ontology annotation, biological process: G protein-coupled receptor signaling pathway. Bases 67 to 282 code for a protein of 71 amino acids. Gene Ontology annotation, molecular function: G-protein beta-subunit binding. Gene Ontology annotation, cellular component: heterotrimeric G-protein complex. The transcript is spliced from 3 exons. The record is from RefSeq and is a predicted model, not a curated record. Lineage: Eukaryota; Metazoa; Chordata; Aves; Gaviiformes; Gaviidae.
CCCUAGAGGCACCAAUCACCGGAGAGACCUGCUUCUGCCCAUCCGGAGAGCACGCCUGGCCUGCCCAUGGCUAGCAACAACACUGCUAGCAUAGCGCAAGCCCGCAAGCUGGUGGAGCAGCUGAAGAUGGAGGCCAACAUCGACAGGAUAAAGGUGUCAAAAGCGGCAGCGGACCUGAUGGCGUACUGCGAAGCCCACGCCAAGGAGGACCCUCUAUUGACCCCCGUCCCGGCCUCAGAAAACCCCUUUAGAGAGAAGAAGUUCUUCUGCGUGAUCCUGUAAACCCUCGAGGAGCCUGACUGGCACUCAGGCCACCCUGAACACUGAUGUAGAGUUUUUAGGAACGGGGACGACCUGCUAGUCUGCAGAAUUUAAACAAAAAUAAGUAAAAUACACGGCCUGGAAGCUACAGAGAUGUGCAUGUUUAAAGAACCUGGCCACCUUUGGGGGAAUAAGAUGAUCUGCAUUGCGAGGCAAAAGAUCUGAAGUCUGUAGAGUUGCCUAGAAAGAAAAAAAAAAAAUAUGUAAAGAAUAAAUUUGUGUCACUUUUCUGCUCACAAAAUUGUUUGAUUGUUCCAUAUUUAAAGCACCAGAGCUGUGCUGAGCGAAGUAACUGCUAAGGAUGUGUAUAACC